CUUCUCCUCCCUGUAGUUGAGGAGCAGGUGUCCCCACAGAAGGAGGAACAUGCCAUAAAGGCAGUGGAACGAACGGCUCGUGGCCAGUCUGCCUUCAGCGAUGGCAAUUCUAAAUGGUUGGCUCCAGCCAAAGCCAAGAAAAUCACAUCUAAAGGAAACAACGUGGAGUUAUCCAGCGAUGGUGAGGUGGAGGAGGGCAGCUGGGAGAUGGAGGAGGAGGAAGAUGAGGAUGGGAGCAGCGAGGAGAUGGUGGAUGAUUACGGUGCCUCAUCAUCAGAAGAAGAGUUGCUGCCUAUCGAGAAAGCUGCCCUGAAGCGAAAGUCUGACAGGUGAGGAUGCCUCAGUGAAGAUGACAGUGAAGAGGAGGAGGAGGCAGAGGAGGCAAGCAGGCAGAAAAUGGGACAGAAGGAGGAAGAGAGCUCGGAUCUGCAGCUCAACCUGGAUAUAGAUGAAGAAUUUAAACUGCCGACUAAUGAGCAGAUUGAGAGAGAGGCUGCUGAGCCACCCGACCUGCACGUCAUUCACCAGCGUAUCAAGGGCAACAUGGAGGUGCUGCAGGACUUCGGGGCGAAGCGGGAGGAAGGACGCACACGACAGGAGUACCUCGCGUUGUUGCGCAGGGACAUGGCUGCCUACUAUUCCUACAGUGACUUCUUGCUCUUGAAGCUGAUGGACAUCUUCCCGCUCCCCGAGCUGAUAAACUUCCUGGAAGCCAAUGAGGUUCCCCGCCCUGUGACCAUUCGCACCAACACACUCAAGACACGGCGACGGGACCUGGCACAGGCUCUAAUCAACCGUGGUGUGAAUCUUGAUCCCUUGGGGAAGUGGUCGAAAACGGGACUUGUUAUUUAUGAUUCCUCUGUGCCCAUUGGUGCCACCCCAGAGUAUCUGGCUGGGCACUACAUGCUGCAAGGGGCCUCCAGUCUCCUGCCUGUCAUGGCUCUGGCUCCACAGGAGAACGAACGCAUCCUGGAUAUGUGCUGUGCCCCGGGGGGCAAGACCAGCUACAUAGCUCAGCUUAUGAAGAACACGGGUAUGAUCUUGGCUAACGACAGCAAUGCCGAGCGGCUGCGUAGCGUGGUAGGAAACUUGCACCGGCUGGGAGUCACCAAUGCCGUAGUGAGUAACUGCGAUGGACGCCAGUUCCCCAAGGUCCUUGGAGGGUUCGACCGUGUCUUGCUUGAUGCUCCGUGUAGUGGAACAGGCGUCAUUUCCAAGGAUCCUGCUGUCAAAACCAACAAGGACGAGAAAGACAUCCUGCGCUGUGCUCACCUGCAGAAGGAACUGAUUCUUAGCGCUAUAGAUUCAGUCAAUGCUGCCUCAGAGACAGGGGGCUACAUUGUCUACUGCACUUGCUCCAUCACGGUCGAGGAGAAUGAGUGGGUUGUGGAUUAUGCCCUGAAGAAACGCAACGUUCGUCUGGUGGCCACAGGCCUGGACUUUGGCAAAGAAGGCUUCACCAGGUUCAAGGAUCGUCGCUUUCACCCCUCCCUCAAGUCUACGCGGCGUUUCUAUCCCCACACGCACAAUAUGGAUGGGUUCUUUAUUGCCAAAUUCAAGAAAUUCUCUAAUGCCAUCCCGCAGGCCCAAAAAGAUGAAGAAUCCACUGUGGAAGCACCAACUCCGUCUGCUGUCCCUGAUACUGUCAUGGAGCCUCAGCCAAAAAAGAAGAAACUUGAGGGAUCAAAAGUUGGCAAAGAGCAGAAGGCACCACAGCCUGCUUUGAAGAAGAGACAUUCAUUGCAGGCACAGAGGAGACCCUUGAAGGCUGGCCGGCCUUCUCCCAAAAUGAUGCGUCCUCAAGGCCCUACCAGGAAGAAGCACAGGGUGAAACCAAAUGGACGGUGA
Apaloderma vittatum (bar-tailed trogon) is the source of this 1848-nucleotide messenger RNA. RefSeq names its product NOP2 nucleolar protein (gene NOP2). NCBI's taxonomy places the organism in Eukaryota, Metazoa, Chordata, Aves, Trogoniformes, Trogonidae. The annotation marks the transcript as partial. The record is from RefSeq and is a predicted model, not a curated record. Gene Ontology annotation, cellular component: nucleolus. The transcript is spliced from 13 exons. Gene Ontology annotation, molecular function: RNA binding; rRNA (cytosine-C5-)-methyltransferase activity. Gene Ontology annotation, biological process: maturation of LSU-rRNA; rRNA base methylation.